UGUUGAGUGACGUGUAUGAUGAACAUAACCUCGAAGUGUAUGUAUGUUUUGCAACAUCCAAUGUUCCAGAUGUUGUCAUCAACAUUUACAUUAUGCCCAGUAUGAUAACCACUGAUGAUGCGUUUAACUGCUAAACCCAUCUAACCUAAACCAUGGAAGACCAAGAAAGUUUUCCCCCUGACACAGAGGAUGUCAGGGAGCAAAUUGAACAGCAACGGACGUUAGCAGCCCAGCUGAAAGAAAAAUUAGAACAAGACGAGCUUCAGCUAGCAAGUAAAGAGCAAAAAAAUGAGCUCCUAAAGUCCAAACUGUCACUUCUUAAGUCUCGUACCAAGGCCAAGCGAGCUUCUGGUGCAAAUGACAAAGAUGAUAAUAAAGCUAAAGGGGGCAAAGACCAGAGUAGUGCAUCACCUAAAAACACUGCCAGGAAGCAAACACCUACCUCAGCAAACAAGGGUAAAAUUAACAUUUUGCGGGAGCAGUUGGAGCAAAACAGGCUCAAGUUUGAGCGCCAUGGCCAGGAGCUGUCAGAAGAUACUCGUAGUAUGGAAGUCAUGGUGGAACAACUCCGACAUGAACUGGAAGAAAGGGAUGUUACAAUUCAGCAACUGCAAGAUGGACAAGUGCCGAUUGUAUCAUCUGUUUGUGAAGAGCCGGUUUCUGAGCCAGUGGAUGUUUCAACAUUGCUGCUUCAGAAAGAGAAUGAUGUUAAAAACUUGUCUUCCCAAGUCAUAGAUCUUCAGAAUGUCAUUCUUGAACUUCAAGAAAAUCUUAAAGAGAAGGAUUGUGUGAUUGAAGCCAGAACACAGGCAAUUAGUCUCCUCUCUGAGGAUAUGUCAAAAAAAUGGAGAGCCAAUGUGGAUAUGUUAGAAGAAACGAGACUGCAGAUGCAAAUGAUGCAAGAAAAUUUUGUAAGAAUCGAAGCUGGUUUAAACGCAGAAAUUGAUCAAUUAAAUGUGCAACUUCAAAAUAAUGCAUCUAGGCUAGCUCAGGCAGAACAGAAUGUCAAAGCGGCGGAGUCAUCUCGGGAUGAUUUCGCAUCUCAGAAUGCUGAACUUCUUGCAGAACUUAAUCGUCUGAAGGAAGCUCCAAAGGAAGCCUCAGGUCUAGAGGAUGCCAAGUCAAAGAUAGAUGAGCUUUCUCAAGCCCUGAGUGAAGCUAAUAAGUUAACUGUCAAACUUAAAGCUGACCAUAAGGCUAAAGUUAAAACUUUAAAUAAACAAAUUGACAGUUUAAGAAAGGAAUCAGAUUUGAGUGGAGAAGUUGUUCAGCUUCAAAAUCACAUAGCAGAAUUGGAGGAGGAGAAAGGUAAUCUGCAAUUACACAUAAUUGAGAUUGAGGAGAGCACAGGUACCCAAGAACAGAAAAUUAAUGAACUUGAGAAGACUAUACAAGAACUACAAAAUCAAAAGGUUGUCUCAGAAAUGAAGCUGAUUGAAGUAGAGGACCAGCUAUCAUCCUAUGCAGCUGUCAUGGAGGAAGCUAAUGAGUUGAAACUUAAACUUGUCGAUAGAGAAGACGAAAUUCAGCAUCUAAAGGACUGUCUUGAACGGGUGGGAUCUUUCCCUAAGGCAGACUUACACUCUGAUCUACAGGACGAGUUGAAAGAUGCCAGAAGUGCUGUGCAAGAAUGGGAGGUUCGCUACGUUGCUUUGGAAAAACAGUUCAAGGAGAAGAAUGAUGAGCUUGUUUCGGCAUUAUCAGACCUCAGUUCUCAGAGAAGUCUUCAGUCCAUUGGUCAGGAUUCGGUGUCUGAUGCCAAAUCAUCAGAUGAAGAAAUAAGUCGCGGUGAAAGAAUUCUGAUGACUAAAGUACAACAUUUGGAGCAGUCUAUAAGAGAUAAACAGAUUGAGGUACAAGAAUUAGAGGCGCUAGUCCGAGCCAACCUUGAGAGAAUUGACAACCUCAUUUCUACUCCAGCUGUUAAUCCUGAUAGUGAGGAAUUGAAAGAGCGCAUCAGGGUUCUAGAGUCUCAAAUUAUGUCUUUUGAGGCCUCAGUCAAUAUGCUUCAAGAAGAAAAUGGAACAUUGAAGGAAUCACUGUCAUUAUUAAAAACUUCAGCAACUGCAGGCGAACAGGUUGAUGGAAAUAAGACUUCCAUGGAUCAAAAUUCUUCCAUAGACACAUCACAGCUUCAGAGGGAAUUGAUUGAAGCUUCUGGGGAACUGGAACUGAAGAGGGAUGAAUGUACUCGGCUUGAAAGUAAACUCAAAGCUCAAGUAGAGAAAUACAAGAAAAUAGUUGUGAACCUCAAAGUGAAAACUCUAGCUAACAAAGAGUUGGAAGAAAGAGUGAACAGGUAUGAAACAGCGAUUCAGACCCAUCAAAUGGAAGUUGAUCAGCUGUCAAGGGAGAAGCAAGAUAUGUUGGAGAAAUGGCAGACAGAAAUGGCAGAAAAGGAUGAAGUGCUCAGCCAAGCAGCUGAUAAACUGGCUGGCAGAGAAAUGGAUGUGCUGAACCUCAGUCAGCAGCUUGGUGAAAAAUCGGCUGUCAUUGUUGAUCUGGAGGCUAAAGUAGCUGGUUUGCAGGCACAUGUAGAAGAGUUGCAGCUUUUGAUUGAGGAGAAAUCUGCUUCUCUUGAGAAAUUAAACACAGCCCAUGCGGAACAGAGUCAACAAGCGGAGAGUCAUAUGGUCUCUGCCUUGCAAGGAGAACUGAUUUCUAUCAAAAAUCAACUUGAUUUGGAAAUGGAGGAGAAAAUAGCAGCUAUAACCAAGCUGGAAACUUUCACUAAGCAAGCUAAAAUCAAACUUGCUAAAGAAAAGAAGGUACGUACAGAUUUGAUAGAAAAGCAAACUGAGCUUGAAGCACUUCUAGCUGAGAAGAAUGCUGCUAUCACUGAUAUGCAUGAGCAACGUGCGCAGGAGGUGGGUUUCUAUCAACAAGAAAAGGAGAGAUUGGAAAUUAUGUUGAAAGAACAUCAAGAACUGGCGGCAAAUCUCCAACAACAAUUGGAACAAGAACGAAACAAACUUCAGUAUGCUAAUGAGAGUCUUGCUAUUGCUGAAGAAUGUGUUGAAGUUGCUCAGGAUCUUGACCCACUUCCAUCUCCAGAAAGUUUCCAGGUUGAGGUAGAGAACCUCCUUGUGUCUUUGAACACUAAUUCUCCUAAUGAUGUUCUUCCUGUAUUAGAACAGGAGAAAGUGAAAACUAUGGAUGUAUUCAGUAGUUCUUUUGCAUCCCUGCAUAAUCAGAUCAUUGAAAGGCUUAAAAAUAAGCCUGAUGUAAAUGGUGAACGCAAGAUGUUUGCAGAGCUUAGUAACCUUGUUACUAGAGUCAUAAACCGUACAGCAGCUCUUGAAAACAAAAUAAAGUCUAUUGUAGCUGAGAGUGAUGCAGUUAUUCACAGGAAACUGUUUGAUGCAGAGCAAAGCAUCCAAGUUUUGGAGAGUACUUUGACAGAAACUAAACAACAUCUUGACUCUAAAGAAGCAGAGAAAAUCAAUCUUGAAGAUGCUGUGAACAAUCUUAACAGAGAACGGUGGGAUCUAACACAACAGAUUCAGCAAGAAAGUGAGAAAUAUUACAGUCUUGAGAGACAGCUUAAAGAAACAAAAGAUCAGUUGGACUCCCUGAUCGAAAGCACUAAUUCACUGCAACUGCAAUUAAGUGAAAAGGAUAACAUCAUUAAAGACCUUCAAAUAAGAUGUGAGGAAUCUGAUACUCACUACAAUCACAUUCAAAAUGAGCUUCAUAAUGCCAAUCAACAGCAGAGUGAUCUGAAAUUAAAUUGGGAAAAACUGAAUGAGGAAUGUGAAAUGUGGAAAUCAAAAUUGCUUACAGUAGAGCAGGAAAUGGAAGCCUCCCAUUCGAAAAUGUUAGAACUGCAGUCAUAUUGUGACAAUGCUACAGAAAGAAGUGAAAUGUUGCAACAGAAGCUUGAUGAGGCAACACAACACACAACUGAAUUACAGCUACAGCUUCAUAAAUCUGAAGAAGAAAUGAAAGAACUCAAUGAGCAACUUUCACAUGCUUCACAAUCCAAUUCUCAUUUGCAACAUGAACUCAUGUUGAAGUCAGAUGAUUUGUCUCAGCAAAAUUCUUCUUGGAUAAAUGAGAAGGAUCAAUAUGAACAGAAACUGUUUAGCUUAUCUCAGCAACUGCAAGAAGCUAAGCAACAAAUUCAGAAAGAUGAAAGCUAUUCGCAGUUGGCCACUCCUCAUUUGAAUACUGAUGAAGUGGAAUCCCUUCGAAAGCAACUUGCACAGAAAUCAUCAGAAAUUGAAACUUAUCAGCAACGUUUGAUGCAGCUUCAAAUGGGCGCCCCAGAAUCAAGUGCUUCUUUUUUCAAUCAUCCCAACGAGAAGCAAGAAGUUUCUGAUGCAUUCCACAUGCAUGAGAAAAUGACUCAUCAAGAGGCUGUCAGCUCAUCUCAAAUUGAUACAGCAAGCUCUGUCUCGAUACUAGACGCUUUCAAACCGGCAUCCUCUCUUUUCGAAAUCCCAUCAGAAGUUAAUGAUUUGCAGACUAAAAUUAACAAUUUGACCGAACAAUUGGACUCUUUACUGUCGGUUAAAACUUCUCUUGAAGCUGAAAAAUACAGCCUUGUUGCCAAUUUAGAUGUUCUUACUGAACAGCUAAAUGCUACCAAGAUUGAGCUAGAAUCUUCUCACUCUAUGUUAAACAACCUACAGCUGAAGGUUUCUGAACUAACUGCAGCUUUACAAAAGUCUGAGGAAUGUAAUGAACAAGAGAAACUUGCUUCUGUCAAGCUUCAAAAUGAGCUGAGAGAAUUACAGUUGAGAUUUGAAUCUGAAGAAUAUGACAAGCAGAGGGCUGAAGGGGAAUUGAAAGAUAGAGCUCAAAAGGAUGCUGAUGCAAGGCCUAGGAUACCGAAGACAUUGGACACUCAUGUAUCUUCAUUGCAAGAUAGUGGUACUGGCUUUAACAGUGGAGAAAUUCAAAAUGAUUCCUUAGAUGAGGAAAAGGCUGAUGAGUCCUUGAUGGAAAGUAAUAUUACUCAAAUGGAAUCAGAACUAAGUGGAAUGGUGACAUCUCAGAGGCCAUCUGCCGAAGACAGUGCAUCGGAGAAGCCUGCCUCACUCGCAAUUGAAGUGCAAGAUUUACAACAACAAUUAGCUAAAUUGUUGUCAGAAAAGAACUCGGCUUUGCUACAAAUAGAGACUCUUCAAGCCGAAAUCAAAUUACUAUCACAAUCAGCAUCAAGUGCUUUGAGUCCUACAAGUCCCCCCUUGAUUUCUGACACAGAUGCUUUGAUGAAUGAAGAUGAUAGCUGGGGCUGGGGAGUUGAGAGUGCUCACCUAGAGGCUGAGCAUCAUCAGCAGAAGAUUCAAAAUGUUCCCCCAGCAGAUGACUCAAUUUCAGUUUUGCAAGGAAAGAUAGAGCUCUUACAAGUGGAAAAUGCAGAAUUGGAAAAGGAUAAGACUCAACUUGCCGAAGAUUUAAAGGCUUCCCAAAUAAGAGCUGCCAAACUUACACGCAAAUUGAAAGAUCUGAAAAGUAAAUAUGAUGAUAUUGCUGGCAAAACUCGAUCUACAGACUCACCUUUCGACAGCUUGGAUCAAGCUAUUGAAGAAGAGAGAAUGAAGCAGAUGCAAAACUUGGAGAAAGAGCUUAAAGAUGUUCAAGCUGAGUUCAGUGUGGUCAAAACUGAACGUGAUCGACUGCUGAAGCAAGUUGACGUUUUCUCCUCUGCCAAUGAUCGUAUGUUAGAAGCAAAAGAACGGCAGGAUGUAGAAGUGGAAAUGUGGCAGAAGCGUAGCAAAGAUCUUACCAACCAAGUUCAAGCACUUGAAUGGAAGAUAAGAGAGCUAGAGGAGGGUAGGGAAGAAAAAGAAGUAUCUGCGUCAGAAAGUGUUAAUACUGUAGAAACACCAAAAUUGCCUCCAUCCACUGAGAUUCUUAAUCCUGUUGAAAUUGAACAACUCUUGAAAGAAAAUCACACAUGGAAUGCAAACUAUGAAAGUUUGAUGCAGGAAUAUCAGAAACUUCGUAGCCAGUGUCUUGCUGACAGUGAACAACGCACUCAGGUUGAUGCACUUCUAGCCCAACAGAAAGGCAUGAUUGAACGUUUGGAACAUGAAAAAACCUAUUUCCAAGACGUUUAUGACUCUUUGAAAAUGGAUUAUGAAUCUGCUUGUGCUGAACUAGCCUCUACAGCCUCAAUCCAAGAUGAUACCGCAGAUGUAGUUAAGAAGGUUGAAGAACUUGAGGGAAAACUGAGUAUUUCAGAGAAACAAUUGGAGGAAACUAUUACUCAACUUCAAGCUGUGUCUGCCGACAAUUCUGAUUUCCAGACUCAAUGCAGUCAGUUAAAUGAGUCCAGGAGAGAGCUGUUGCUUCAAUUGGAACAGAGUCAAAGUCAAUUGGAAGCCAAAAGUCAGGAAAUUGUUAAACUGCAGGAACAGGUACGGGUUCUGGAAGAAAAAUCUGUCACUCCAACUGCUGAUGGUGCAUCUCUGUUUCCAACUCCCGUACAGGAAACAUUCUUUGCUCAUGAACAUUCUGUGCAAGGCUCUUCCCCUAAUAGUUCUGUUUUGAAUUGGGGCAGCAUUGUUCCUUCUGGUGAGCAGGCAGCUGUUGACAUUUUUGAAUCCAUUGCUAGCAAUACUGCACAAGGGAUGGAGGAACAACUGCAGAUGAAAGAGAAUGAAAUCCAGAAAGAAAAAAGAAUGAUAGAAACUCUGAGAAGGUCUAUGGAAGAAUCUGAGCAAGAGUGGGGCCAAAUGAUUGAAUACCACAAGACCCAACUAGAGGCAGCUAAGAAGACAAUUAGUGACCUACAAACAGAACUUCAGACCAUGCACCUUCAUGCUGCAAAUAAUGAUGAAAGUCUUGAAUUAAAAUUGAAUUUUAAUAGUCAGAUAGAGAAAUGCCAAGAGCUGCAAAAUGUUGUAUUUGCCAAGGAUAAAGAAAUCGAAAGUCUCCAGAUUAACUUAGCAGUGAGUGAAGAGUCCAAAAAGAGGCUUGAGUCUGAACUUCUCUCCAAGCAGGCUGAACUAGAAAGAAGGCUACAGGAAGUCCCUCAGUCAACACAUGAGAAUCCUUCUCAAUCAGCGGCUUCAGCUCAGCUUUCCAUUCCUGAUAUUCGGGAGAAUACUCCAGCUUUAGUUCCUACAGGCAUUCCAGUCAUGAGUUCUUCUGAUAAGAAUUUGUCAAGUGAACUGGAUCUUGCUCUCUAUCAGCUUCACGAGCGUGAUGUUCGGUGUGAGGAGCUUACUCUGGAACUCACACAGUUGUUGGAGGAACGUGAUGGUUUGCAGCUUCGUUUAAGUAAUGCCAUUCGUACUAAUGAAGAGUUAAGGGAGCGGUUGCGACAACUCCUUUCUAGUCAACCCGAUGACAGAAAUAUUUCAUUUACAACAAAUUUGCAAGGUGCUGAGCUUAAUGCCAGUGUUUCUUUAGAGAAUCUUAAUGUUCCCAAUGCUGCAUAUGUCCAGAAUGUAAAUCCAGAAGGACACCAGGCAAACCUUCAAAAUAAGCUCACAGAGUUACGGACAAUUGGCUAUAGCCAUGAUAAAAGGUUGAAGGAAGAUAGUGAAUAUCGUCACCAGCAGCAGAUGCGUUUCUUAUCCCCUAGCCCUCCUACUGUUUUAACUGGAGCUGGAAGUGAGCCAACGGCCAGUGAAUUUACCUUGGUCCCAGCCUCUGAGCCUGUUGAUAGCAGCACAAAUAUUGACGUAAAUAAUGCUGAGCCACCAACAUCUAAUGAGUCACAAGGUUCCCUCCUUGGCUGGUUUUGGGGCCGCAAUUGAUUACUGACACAUUGAAUCCAGGAGAUUUAUUUUCACAAUGCUGCUUGCAUUGUUUCCUGAAAGAGCCAUCUCAUCAGCAUGGGACUUCUGACUGAUAACACACAGAAGACUUAAAGUGAAAUUUCAAGACUUGGAAGGAUGUAGGAGUUUUGUACUUGAUUUUUAGGAGAAAUUUUUAUUUUUCACAUGCUCAUGAGUGAUUGAGACUGGAAUUGUAAAGGGUUUUACUGCAUUAAUUUGUGGAUGACAUGCUAUUUUCUAUAAAGGUUAUUUGUCAAAACUUGAAAGGUAUUUUCUCAUAACCUUUGCUCUUCCUGGGAUGUGAUGAUGGGUGCUCCACAUGUUAAACUGUGAAGGUGUCCCCAACCAGUUAUCUAAUGCCAUGGAUAAAUCAUCACAUACCUGUGUCUUUCUUUUCCUUGUUUCCUGUGAAUGUUGUUGAAGUGGCCUUGUGAAGGAUGUGGGACCAGCAGUAAUUUUAAUGGUUUCUGUUUCCUAGAACCUUGAAUUUUGGUUAUCCACAAUUGUCCAAAGGAUGAAAAGUUUUGCAAUCGUCCAUUUUAAUCAUACUUGAUUUCAAUAGCUGUUCCAUAUGACCGAUCAGAAAUCACAAAUUUGCAAGCGUUUGUUAGUUGUAACUUAAAUGAAUUUUUUCCGACUUGUCAGAUUUUUUAUUGUUUGGUACAAUACUUGUGUAUAUGUAAACUCGCACCUCAUAUUUUGAAUCAAUGUGAUAUUUUAAUUGUUAAUUGUGAAAGUGAUUCUGUCACAAAUUUAUUAGAUAAUUUUCAAAUUUUAUGGUUAGCACAAUUUUUUUGUUCUUAAUUAUGGUUACCAUUCUUGAUAUCUGUUCUUUGUUUUUUAAUUGUCAUAUUUCUUCAAAACAAAAUAAAAUUGUUCCUUGCCUCUGACCAUAGCAUAAGUGUACUGUUUGUUUUCUUGGCUGCUUUAAAAUAAACUUGGUCUAUGAUUUAU
Molecule: messenger RNA, 8690 nt
Organism: Thrips palmi
Lineage: Eukaryota; Metazoa; Arthropoda; Insecta; Thysanoptera; Thripidae
Product: protein lava lamp-like
Exons: 13
Coding region: 153-7715 (2520 amino acids)
Source: RefSeq, a predicted model, not a curated record